AGAGCAGAGCGGAGAGCAGGGUGAACUGGUGGCGGCUGGCUACCAUUGCCUCUCCUGUUCUGCCGUCCUGGCUGCCCGUAAACCGUUACCGGUUGCUGCCCUCCUGGCGUGGCCGAGUAAUCCCCUACAGGCUACAGCACUAGAGUAUCCCUCUCCUCUCUCCUGAAUUCCUGACCUGUCACGGUCUCGCUUAGCAGCUAGUUGGGCAGGGUUGAUAGCGUCCAAAGCUUAAGCUAUCUCCUAAUGGUGUUGGAGUUGUUCAGUCUCGGCGGCCUCGGCGGGUCAGGUCUGGUCUACUCGAGGAGGCCGAGUCACAGCCACCACUUGACGCCUUCGCCAUCCGCCAAAACCUUCCAUUUAUGGAGGGGUUUGCACAUCGCUCCGCAUGUGUCCGUGCCCGGGCCUCGCCUCGCAACAUGUGGCGGCGUUCCCGGCCCGCCACUGUGCCGGAAAACGACAGCUUUUGGUUUCCCCCCCUCCCGCCCCGCGCAGUCCUCCACGGCUCCACCAGCACCACUCUACUUAAUUACUGCCUUCCGUUUACUCGCCAGCCAGGCUGCUGCUGCCUUCGAGGCCCGACGGCGAAUUGCGCGCGGUGUGAUGCGGUGACGCCAUGGUCGUCUGGCCUGCCGGUUCUCUUCGGUUGUUCUUCAGCUCACGGCUUCGCUCCCACUCCCCGUCAUGGACAGGCUGCAGCGGCGGAGGCAUGAGGAGCUGACCGCCGGGGCUCGUCGCGGCGGCGGCGCGAUGGCGGCGAGCCGGCGCGGGCGGUUCUACUACCACGACGGGCACGGCGGCGGCGGCGGGUGCGGGCCGGCAGCCGCGGGCGUCCCGGUGGUGGACCAGGCGGACUGCACGGCGCAGACGUGCCGGUCCUGCGUGGCGGUGACGCUGGCGGACGCCAUCGCGCUGGGUUGUUGCCCGUGCGCGGUGGUCAGCCUGCUGGGGCUGGCCUUCGUCAAGGCCCCGCUCGCCGUGGCGCGCCGCUGCCUGCGGCGGCUGCGUCGGCGCCACGGCGAGCUGCGGCACAAGAAGCGGGUGCGCGACAUGGACCCCGCCGCCAAGCCCAAAUGCCGCGCCGCUGCCGCUGCCGGCGGCGGCCGCGGCCACGGCCACGGGGCGCUGGAGGUGCUGGACGCCGACGCCGCGGCGAAAGGCGGGCGGGGCUUGGACUUGGAGGCGGACGCUCGUGGCGAGGUCGCCGCGCGAGCGUCGUCGUCAGGCAGGCUCGACGCGGAGAAGGUGUGGAUGGAGAUGUACCGGGUGGGGCACUGGGGAUUCGGCCGCCUGUCCAUCUCGGUGACCCCGCCCACGCCCGUGAGGCCCGGCGGCGUGGCCACGGCCCGCAGCGCCGACGGCGGCGACGGCGGGAGAAAGGACGCGGACCUGCGGUGCGAAUCGUGACCGGCGAAGCCAUCCCGCACCCCGCUGUGCCUCCGUUCGUUCAUUCGUCCUCCCUGAAAGGAUUGUCGCCGCACGAGCACGGCGGCAGCAACUGCAGCUGGCGCACGCCGCCGCGGCCGGACGGCGCCGCGGCAAUGCCUGGAGCUUGGGAAGCAGAUCCUCCUACUUCGCACGGUACAAUCAGAAUCCAUGGUCCGUGCCACCGAGGGGAAUCGGCCGCUCGGGAGAAUCGCCAUGGCUGGCUGCAGCCGGGCAUGGGGAUCGCUGCUUGAUUCCCGGCCGUCAAAGCCGUCGCGUAGCGUGUGCCGCGCAACCCCGAACAGAAAACAAUUUCAGAGCGCGGACGAGCUCUAGCUAGCUCAGUUGGUAGCACUGGCAGUGGCCAGGCUGCCCGCCCACGGUUCGAUUCCCAGUCUGGGCGACCGUGGGUGCCGCACCCGGGAAUUUCCCCAGAAGGGACUGUGGCGGGUGUGUUGUACUGUUGUGUGUAUAGGGUGCGUGUGUGUGCGCGCCGAAGUAGACGUGUUUUGAGAUUUUUUAGGCAGUCUCAUCGUACAGUCAGCGUAGAUGCUCAUAUACGAGUCUUACAUGAUAGCCAGUGCUCCUAGUAAUAUUAAAAAAAACAAUUUCAGAGCACAGUGGCAAACCCGGAUGGCACUUUCUUCUGCAGUUCUGCUCGUGUCCAAGUGGCUCUCUGUUCCGUCCAUUUCUUCUUCUUUUUCUUCGGGUUCUUGGAGCUCCCGCCUGUAUUUUUCCAAGCUGUACAUAAUUUUACCGGCCGAUCGAGUUUCCCA
This is a messenger RNA of Panicum virgatum (switchgrass), 2198 nucleotides long. RefSeq lists its product as uncharacterized. Lineage: Eukaryota; Viridiplantae; Streptophyta; Magnoliopsida; Poales; Poaceae. The transcript has a single exon. The record is from RefSeq and is a predicted model, not a curated record. Bases 682 to 1404 code for a protein of 240 amino acids.